AUGAAUCACUUACCGUCGAACCUGUUGCCCGAUGAAGGAAGCCCGGAGUGGAUGAACAAGGGGGACAACAUGUGGCAGUUAACGGCAGGCACUCUGGUGGGCCUGCAAAGUGUUCCGGGCCUGGUCAUCCUCUACGGCAGCAUAGUCAAGAAGAAAUGGGCUUUGAACUCUGCGUUCAUGGCCCUCUACGCUUUCGCGGUGGUUCUUGUUUGUUGGGUGGGGUGGUGCUACCAAAUGUCCUUUGGUGAAAAGAUUCUUCCAUUUCUGGGACGUCCAAACGUGGCUUUAGACCAACAAUUCCUUAGGGACAAAGCUUUUUCUGGAGAUUUUCCCAACGCCACUAUGAUCUACUUUCAGCUCGUCUUUGCUGCCAUCACGUUGAUUCUCAUCGCAGGGGCGUUGCUUGGGAGAAUGAACUUCUACGCUUGGAUGUUAUUCGUUCCACUUUGGGUCACCUUCUCUUACACCAUCUGCGCCUUCAGUAUAUGGAGCCCCGAUGGAUGGUUGUUCAAAAUGGGCCUCAUUGAUUACUCCGGUGGCUUUGUUAUUCACCUCUCUUCUGGGAUUUCUGGUUUCAUCGCAGCAUCUUGGGUAGGGCCAAGGACAGUGAAGGAUAGAGAGAGGUUUCCUCCAAACAACAUACUUCUGAUGCUGGCUGGGGCUGGCCUACUAUGGAUGGGGUGGACCGGAUUCAACGGUGGAGAUCCAUACGCAGCCAGCAUAGAUGCAUCUCUGGCCGUUCUGAACACCCAUGUCUGCACGGCCAUGAGUUUGUUGACUUGGCUUUUCCUUGAUAUCCUCUUCUUUGGAAAACCUUCAGUGAUUGGUGCCACUCAAGGCAUGAUCACUGGUUUGGUUUGCAUCACCCCUGCUGCCGGUGUGGUGCAAGGUUGGGCAGCAAUGAUGAUGGGAAUUAUGUCAGGAAGCAUCCCCUGGUACACAAUGAUGGUCCUCCACAAAGAGAUUAGGCUCCUAAAACAGGUGGAUGAUACCAUGGCAGUUUUCCACACUCAUGCAGUGGCUGGAUGCUUAGGUGGUAUUUUGGCUGGUUUCUUUGCUGACCCUGACCUCUGCCGUCUCUUCUAUGGGGUAGAGGAUUCGGUGCACUAUACGGGCCUUGUAUACGGCAUAUUCAGAGGGAGGCCUAAGGCAGGGUUCAGGCAAAUGGGGGUUCAGCUUCUUGGCAUUGUGUUUGUAAUAGUUCUGAAUGUCACCACAACCAGCAUUGUGUGCUUGGUUGUUAAGACCAUUGUUCCACUUAGGCUGCAGGAAGAUGAGUUGGAAGUUGGAGAUGAUGCAGUGCAUGGUGAGGUUGCAUAUGCAUUGUGGGGUGAUGGAGAGAGGCUUGAGACUGCCACUCAGGCUUUGAGUUUUGAGAUCAAUCAUGAAUGGCCAACUGUUGAUGUAAAAACUUCCACUGAUGCAGAAAUGGAGUGA
Vigna angularis (adzuki bean) is the source of this 1437-nucleotide messenger RNA. RefSeq names its product ammonium transporter 2 member 5. The transcript has 3 exons. Gene Ontology annotation, cellular component: plasma membrane. Lineage: Eukaryota; Viridiplantae; Streptophyta; Magnoliopsida; Fabales; Fabaceae. Gene Ontology annotation, biological process: ammonium transmembrane transport. Gene Ontology annotation, molecular function: ammonium channel activity. The coding region runs from base 1 to 1437 and encodes 478 amino acids. The record is from RefSeq and is a predicted model, not a curated record.